ACCCACCCGUGUCUGUCGGACGAGCGGGAAGCAGCCGCCGUCCUCCUCCAAACGCAGCGCACCUCCGUGGGAGCGAACAACUUUGUCUCUCCCCUCUGCGCGCGCACACUUCAAAAGAUUGUCCCCUCUUUGUUUUUUCUCUUCUCCUUCUUCCUCCGGUGAGGACCAUGAACAAGCUCUACAUCGGCAACGUGAGCGCGGAGGCGAGCGAGGAGGACUUGGAAAGUGUCUUCACGCAGUGGAAGAUCCCCCACAGUGGGCCGUUUCUCGUGAAAACCGGCUACGCGUUCGUGGAUUGCCCCGACGAGAAGAGCGCGAUGAGGGCCAUCGAUGUUCUGUCAGGUAAAGUUGAACUUCACGGGAAAGUUCUGGAAGUGGAGCACUCCGUGCCCAAACGUCAAAGAAGCUGUAAGCUGCAGAUCAGGAACAUCCCGCCUCACAUGCAGUGGGAGGUUUUGGACGGUAUGCUUGCUCAGUAUGGUGCAGUCGAGAGCUGUGAACAAGUAAACACCGACACAGAAACAGCAGUAGUCAAUGUUCGAUAUGCGUCUAAGGACCAGGCAAGGCUUGCAAUGGAGAAGCUGAAUGGAUCUAUGAUGGAGAACUAUGCCUUGAAGGUAUCCUAUAUCCCAGAUGAGACGGCUACACCAGAAGGUUCUACAACAGGAGGCAGGAGAACUUUUAAUGCCCGUGGUCCUCCUCGUUCGGGUUCUCCUGGCCUGGGUGCACGGCCCAAAGUGCAGUCUGACAUCCCUCUGCGCAUGCUGGUGCCCACGCAGUUUGUAGGGGCAAUCAUUGGCAAGGAGGGCGCCACUAUCCGCAACAUCACCAAACAGACUCACUCAAAAAUUGACAUCCAUAGGAAAGAGAAUGCAGGUGCUGCAGAAAAACCCAUCACAAUUCAUUCCACCCCUGAAGGCUGCUCGAACGCUUGCAGAACCAUCAUGGAGAUCAUGCAGAAGGAAGCUGUCGACACAAAGUUCACUGAGGAGAUCCCACUGAAGAUUCUUGCGCACAACAACUUUGUAGGACGGCUAAUAGGGAAAGAAGGACGCAACCUGAAGAAAAUUGAGGAGGACACAGGGACCAAGAUCACAAUCUCACCUCUCCAGGAUCUCACUCUGUACAACCCAGAGCGGACCAUCACGUUGAAGGGCUCCAUCGAAGCAUGCUCAAGUGCUGAGCAGGAGGUGAUGAAGAAAAUCAGGGAAUCGUAUGAAAGUGACAUGGCUGCUAUGAAUCUCCAGUCCAACCUCAUUCCAGGCUUGAAUCUCAACGCUUUGGGUUUGUUCCCUAGUGGAGUACCAGGCAUGGGUCCUUCUAUGUCCAGCGUCCCACCCCCUGGAGCCCUCGGUGGAUGUUCCUUUGGCGGACAACCGGAGUCAGAGACGGUCCACCUGUUCAUCCCUGCUCUUGCAGUCGGAGCCAUCAUCGGAAAACAGGGUCAACACAUCAAGCAGCUCUCACAUUUUGCCGGAGCGUCAAUCAAGAUUGCUCCUGCAGAAGGAAUGGAUGCUAAGCAGAGGAUGGUCAUCAUUGUUGGACCACCAGAGGCUCAAUUUAAGGCUCAGUGUCGAAUCUUUGGCAAGCUAAAAGAAGAGAAUUUCUUUGGGCCUAAAGAAGAGGUGAAGCUGGAGGCGCACAUUAAAGUUCCCUCAUUUGCUGCUGGACGCGUCAUUGGAAAGGGUGGAAAAACGGUCAAUGAGCUGCAGAACUUGACCUGUGCAGAAGUGGUGGUGCCGAGGGACCAGACGCCUGACGAGAACGACCAGGUCAUAGUAAAGAUCAGUGGACACUUCUUUGCUUGCCAGUUGGCCCAGAGAAAGAUUCAAGAAAUUCUGGCUCAGGUGAGGAGACAACAGCAGCCGAAGCCUGCACUGGGACCCCAACCUCCGGUGCCCCGCAGGAAGUAAAGGUCCAGCGGAUCUGGAGGAAUGGCGACCGCCUCUGUCCCGAGACUCGACAGACGGACAGAUGUAGCAGAGUCCGGAGUGGAAGAAAACGACGGUGGAUCCUAACGCUCAUCUCAGGGGUCAGAGGUUAUUAAAACCUAACAUCCACCCCUCCCUGAUUUACUUGAUGGACUUUAAAGCGUGGCAGGAAAAGACCUUGAUGCCUGUAAAGCUCCGCCCACUUCACCUCUCUGCAUCUUUUGCGAGAAUGUACUUACGAGGGCUGCCAACAUCAUCUGCCCUCACAUGUACGCACCCCUUGACCGCGCUCCUCCCACCUGGGUGUCUUUUUUUAUUUUAUUAUUUGUUCCCUUUAUUCUAAACACAAAGAAGAAACAACGAACCCCCCCCCCUCUUCCCCCCCCCCC
Messenger RNA from Nematolebias whitei (Rio pearlfish), 2320 nucleotides. It is a transcript of the gene igf2bp3, whose product is annotated as insulin-like growth factor 2 mRNA binding protein 3. Gene Ontology annotation, molecular function: mRNA 3'-UTR binding. Gene Ontology annotation, cellular component: cytosol; cytoplasm; nucleus. Gene Ontology annotation, biological process: regulation of gene expression; nervous system development. The record is from RefSeq and is a predicted model, not a curated record. NCBI's taxonomy places the organism in Eukaryota, Metazoa, Chordata, Actinopteri, Cyprinodontiformes, Rivulidae. Bases 168 to 1913 code for a protein of 581 amino acids. The transcript is spliced from 15 exons.